AUGGCUCAACAUAACCUUAUUGGGGCUUUCAAAAACUUGGUAGAAACUAUUGCAGUCUCAUAUGCUGAUCUGUUGGGAGCACAGCUUAUUGAUGAUGAACAUCGUGAACGGUGUUUACGAGUAUGUAACGAGACCAUUGAAUACUUCAACACAAUAUUACUGGAUCCUGGAACAACAAUUCAAGUGAGACGAAGUGUUCAAGCACACAUCAACCAACUUAACUGGUUUGCCGAUCAGUUCUCCAGACUCCGUAACUAA
Cotesia congregata is the source of this 258-nucleotide messenger RNA. The record is from the annotation of a GenBank genome assembly. Lineage: Eukaryota; Metazoa; Arthropoda; Insecta; Hymenoptera; Braconidae.